AUGGAGAGAUUCAUCAACUCACUCCCCUCUAUCCCCGUCGUCGCAUCCAUAUUUCUCUUCAUCGUCUCCAUCCUCCUAUGGCGAUCAACCCGCUUCGGCCGCCACAGCGGGCCGCGAGCUGUCGGCGGAGCCUGGCCGAUAAUAGGCCACCUCCACCUCUUCAGCGGGCCGGGCCCCAUCCACAGGGUGCUCGGCAGCCUGGCCGACCAAUACGGGCCCAUCUUCACCAUCCGGAUGGGCCGGGCCCACCAGAAGGCCAUCGUGGUCAGCAAGUGGGAGAUCGCCAAGGAGUGUUUAACCACAAACGACAAGGCGUUCAUCGCCCGGCGUCCCCACACCAUCGCCACGGAGACGCUGGGAUACAACUACUCCGUCUUCGGGUUCACGCCCUACGGCCACUACUGGCGCCAGAUGAGGAAGCUCGCCACCCUGGAGCUCCUCUCCUCCGCCCGACUCGAGUUGCUCAGACCGGUCCGGGCGGAGGAGACUCGCGUCGCCGUGAGGGGGCUUUACGAGCUGUGGGGCCGAGCUGGCCAGACACAGAGCCAAAAAUUAGAGCUGUACGACCUCUGGAGACAGGCGAGGAAGGGCGGGAAAAACGACACCGUUUCGGUGGAGAUGAUGGGAUGGUUCGGUGACGUGGCGUUGAACGGGAUAUUGAGGGUUGUGUUCGGGAAGAGGGUGGGAUAUUACACAUCCAGGGAUGAGGAGAGUGCGAAGUUGAAGAAGUUGGUGAGGGAUUACUUCGACUCGGUUGAGAAGUUUGGGGUUGGUGAUGUGUUUCCGUGGCUGAGGCGGUUUGAUAUUGGGGGUCACGAGGAGUCGUUGAAGAGGAUAGCCAAGGACCUGGACGACGUUGUGCACGAAUGGUUAAGAGAGCACAAAGAGAGUCGUUGUGAUGGAGGAGGGACGACGGAGAAGCUGGAUGGAGACGAUUUCAUGGGUGUGUUGCUUAGCAUUCUCGACGAAUACGGUGCAGAACGUCAUGAUGCUGAUGCUGUCAAUAAAGCUACUUGCGUGGGUCUUGUAUUGGGAGCUUCCGACUCGUCCACAGUAGUCAUGUCUUGGGCUUUAUCUCUACUCAUGAACCAUCCUGAAGCCCUAAAAAAGGCCCAAAUCGAGUUAGAAGACCUAGUCGGAAUGGAAAGGCAAGUCCAAGAAUCCGACCUUCCCAACUUGCAUUACCUACAAGCCGUAGUGAAAGAGACCUUCCGCCUUUACCCUCCCGUUCCGGUCAACAUGCGGGGUCCAUCCGGAGAGGACUGUGUUGUGGCGGGUCGUCACAUCCCCAAGGGCACGCAACUCGUGCUCAAUUAUUUCAAGCUUCAGCGAGAUCCGCACGUGUGGGUCGAGCCAAAUGAAUUUCGUCCUGAACGUUUUCUGACGACAACUCACAAGAAUGUGGAUGUUAAGGGCCAGGAUUUCGAGCUACUGCCAUUUGGCGCUGGUCGGAGAAUGUGCCCCGGAGUGUCGUUUGCUCUCCACGUUGUGCAGCUGACACUGGCCACGCUGUUGCAAGGGUUCGAUUUUCGAACUACCACGUUUAGUGGUGCGAAGGUUGAUAUGGGGGAGGCCAUGGGAUCCACUUACCAGAGAGCUAGCCCACUAGAGGUUCUAUUGUCUCCAAGGCUUCCAUCACAUUUGUAUGGAUGA
This is a messenger RNA of Linum tenue, 1653 nucleotides long. NCBI's taxonomy places the organism in Eukaryota, Viridiplantae, Streptophyta, Magnoliopsida, Malpighiales, Linaceae. The record is from the annotation of a GenBank genome assembly.